Messenger RNA from Pogoniulus pusillus (Red-fronted tinkerbird), 5510 nucleotides. It is a transcript of the gene KNOP1, whose product is annotated as lysine rich nucleolar protein 1. Lineage: Eukaryota; Metazoa; Chordata; Aves; Piciformes; Lybiidae. Bases 133 to 1977 code for a protein of 614 amino acids. The record is from RefSeq and is a predicted model, not a curated record. The transcript is spliced from 5 exons.
AGCCCCACCCCGGGCACAGCACGGGUGUCCGUGGCACCACCGGGGGAAGGGGGACGCUGCCGGCCCUGCCAGCAGCAGCAGCACACACGAAGGUUCGUGCCUGUCAGCAGAAGGCGACGAUGAAACCCAAGAAUGAUAGCAAAGAAAAAGAGAAAAGUUCACGAGGAACCAGAAGGGAAGAAGAAGAAGAAGAAGAAGAAGGUGAAAAGUAGUCGGAGCCAGACUGUCAUUAAAAUUGAGAAAGAUGUUCAGAUUGUCAUUGAAACUGAGGAUGCUGACCAGCUUCAGACAAAAACAAAGGUGAAGAAGAAAGAAAAGUCUAAAGAUGAAUGUUCAGACCUAUUGGAAGUGAAGAGGAAGAAGAAAAAGAAAACCAAAAAGCACAGGUUUGACUCUGAAUUGUGGCAAGAAACACGUUCAGAGAGCUUUGUGCUUCUGGGAGGCCAUCUGGAUAGAGAAGCUCCAGAGGACUCGGAGGAACAAAUCAAAAUUCACAGAAAGAAGAAGAAAAAAGUGCAUUGCCAUUCCCCCUCAGCGCUGGGGGGCAGUCACUGGAGCAGGGAUGUGGAGCUGCCAGAUCGUCAUGCAGAUGGCACCAAGAGGAAGGGCAGAAAGAAGGCUGCUCUCAGCUGGGAUGGGGAAGCAGCCAAGAAAAAAAAGAAGAAAGGUGUUUUGUCUUUUUCCUUAGAGGGCCUCCAGGACAGCAAACAGAAAUGGUGUGAAAGCAUUGGUACAAAACCACACAAAUGUCCUGCACGAGAAAAAGCUUUUAUGGACCCCAACUGUGCAGCAGCUGCAAUCCAGAACGAUGGGGAGAGUCGUGAGAGAAGAAAGAAAAGGAAGAAGAACAAAGUUAAGUCUGACUUCAUUUCACCACUAGCAGAUAAUCAGGAGAGCAUCUCGCAGGCUCCUCGUGGCACCGUAAAAUUAAGUGACAUUAGAGAAAGGCAAAGGACAGUGGCAGAUGGAGAGAAAGAAGACACUGCUGAGAACUCCAGAAGUAGUGGAGAGGCCAGGAGGAAAAAGAAGAGAAGCAAAGAUGUGCUUUCUGUAACGUAUGAAGAUAACCCAGAGUACAGGCACAGAGGUGCUGGUAAGCAUCUCCCAGCACAGCACAAAGUGGAGUCGGAGGAAAAAGAGCUCUCUGGGGAAAAAAGCAGGAAGAACAUCAAGGAUAAUCAAGUCAUCAAGAAAAAAAAGAAGAGGCAGAAAGAGGAGGAGAGGGAAAUAACAUACUCAAAAGUUUACCUAACCAAUCACAGUGCAUCUAAAAGCCAAAAAGUAACAGUGCUAGAAAGCUAUAAAAAGAAUAAAGAGAGUGAAAGGAAGCAAGCCCCAUGUGUCCCAGGGGACACUGUGGAGGGGGUGCUAUGCAAUAAUAAUCAUCUGCUCUGUGACAGGAAGGGCAGAAAAAGAAGAAAAGCAGCAGCACAGGACUGCACUGAAGAGCCAGGGUCAAAUGCCAGCAUAAAGAAGGUGAGAAAGGAAGCCGAGAGAGACGUGGCACUGGGACUCAUGGAUGAUGUAAUGAUUGUGCAGGAAAAGAAAGGAAACUGUGAUGAAGUUAACAUAGACAAGGUGAGGCGGCAGGCUCUGCAAGAAGAGAUCGAUAGAGAAUCUGGCAAAACCAAAACCAAGCUGUUCAGCCCCAAAGUGGAGCAGAAUCCCAUACUGGGCCAGUGGAGUACAGCUACUUUUGAAAGCUCUGAGAAACAAAUGAAGUUUUUUAGACUGAUGGGUGGCUUUAAAAAGGGCUCUUCUGGGCCUAUCCAACCUCUCUCUGCAACUACAGACAAAGCAAACAUGGCUCUGAACAAGGAAGGGGAAGAGAAGUUACAGCAGACUCUGAAGAUGGAAUUUGAUAAAGCAAUGAACUGGAAGCAGCACAGAGGAGUUGGUCUCGGAUUUCAACCUGCUGCCAACAAAAACGUGUACAUAGACAAAUACACAACUCGAUCUAUAAAGCUGGAAGAUUAAAAGUCUGAGGCAAUAAAAAGGAAUGAAUUUUCAGCAGGGACAUUCCUUUUUACUCUCCCCAGCUUUUUACUCGCAAUAAAAUACCCAGUGUUUAAGAGGUGUGAUUGAUGAGGCACUCUCAGUACACGUGUGCAACGGCAUACCCCACAGUAGCUGAAGUGAGGGCCCAGGGCAGUCUUGACACUAUGUUCUGUAAGGCAAGAGCCAGCCUCCUGCAAAGACUGAAGAGCUGUGGGCAGUGCCUGCAACAAGCUGAUAGUACUUCUGGGUUUAAAUGCUGGUUUCAUAAACUUACCUUUAGCCCCAAGUUAGCAAUUCAAAAGCAUCUGAGUCUUCUGUAAAGCCUUCCUCUUUUUACACUCAGGGUCUGACUUGGAGGAAACGCUGCAGGUUACCUACAAGCGUGAUGAGGGUAACCUUUUAACCCAAAGUAGUCUCUUCAGUACUGGCAUCUUCAUUAUACUAAUGAACAGCACUGAAUAGCCACUCUAGUUUAACUGUGCUCUGGCAGUUGGAUUUUCAAGCAGCAGCUGGUUUCUGUACAUUAAGGUACAUGCAUUCUGGACAAAGCACUGAACAGCUGGAUCUGGACCUCCCAACUUACAGACUGCAAGCUGAUUGCCAUAGUGAGCUUUUGGGCUCGUUGUAUGUCAGCCUGGAUGGAAUUUCCAGCCUUUGGCUUUUCAGACAACCUGCACUUUGUGCAGUUUGUGCCCCAGGCAUGUUAUUAAAAAGGAGCACAAAAUGAAGCUGCAUUUGUGUCUGUCACCUUCAGCAUGCAAGGGUGCAAAGCAGGCUCUUGCUUGAAGGUACCAAAAGAUCUCCCAGGUGUUUUAUUCCUGGCUGUGCCAUUUGCUAUGGGAGCCAGUGGUGGUAAGUGGUAGCAUAAUAGCAGCUGACAAGCAGGGGAGCCCCAGCCCCCCAGAAUUAGGUCACCAUCUUGACUUACCCAGCUCAUUGCUUGUCCACCAAACGACCUCUCACUUUUAUAGAAUCAUACCAACUGAACUGUUGUUUCUUGGUCUUCUAAGGCAACCUCACUCUCCACCACAGUCUUCUCAAGUAGACUGCACUACUCAAGUGUAGCUGCCUCUAGCAGCAAACAACAGCACCUGGGCAGCUCUCGAGGGGAUGUCAAAGUCAUGCAGAAGCCCCAGCUUAAGGGGCUGCCCUCAGUCUCUGCCUGUAACAGGGAAGAGGGAAAUGCUGAACCACUUCCUGCAGGAUCUGGACUUUCUUUUAAGGAAAGCAUUUCUUUCCUUUAAAGAGUCGUUUGAAACCACCACUUUGAGGUGAGUCUGUCUGCACAAGUUGCUCUCAAAGCUCACUUCAGGACAUGGCUUAGUGGCCACAGUGGUGUUUAAUGUGACAUUUGCACGCAGCCAUCUUGUAGGUCAUUUCCAACUGGCUUCAGCUGUUGCUUUAUUUCAAGUAGUGGAACUUCUGUUUCUGAUACUGAUUUAAGACAAAUAAUUAAUUCAAGGCCUCAGGUACUUGCCUGGCCAAAAAGUGAGUUAAAGAAUCAGGUAGGAAAAUGUCAACUAGAAAGGGACAACAUUGACAGCUUCCAGCUGCAGAGCCAGUCUUGGGUAGGUAGUGACUUUGUCUUGCAGUGCCCCUGACGAGAUGCUGAAGGUGAUCCUGGUCCUAGCCUUGCCUUUGGAUAAGGACUCUUCUUUCCAUCUACAACUGCAUAACAUCUACUGGUGUGUGCCCACUCUUCUUGACAGUAUGUACAAAACAGUGUUCUAGUUUGGAGAACAGGACACAUACCUGGGAAGAAAACAGCUGUUUUGGAGCCUGGCCUGUACAGUUGCUGUAGAAGAAAGAGGAGGUCUAGAGUAAGUGCUUUAACUACAGUUAAUUGGGUGUGGAAGUAAGCCAAAGGCAGUUUACUAGAGUGGCUGUGUUAGCUUCUGAGCUGGAUGUUUACAGUUUGCUCCUGACAACUAACCAGAGCUCUUUUUGUACUAAUAAAAACUGCAGUGAGACAUUUCAGAACAUCUCUCCUGGUGGUCUUGCAUCAGUAAAGAAACCAGAGCUACCCUGUGCUCAGAAGGCAACAGGCAACACUGGGUGCCUGCCUGGGGAAGGGGAGCAGUUGGGACAGUGAUGAGCCUGCUCCAAGAGUUUCCAUUGCAUAGAAUCUGGAACAACUCUGCGCUGGGUUUAGAGCAGGACGUUUGCCCCCAGAGGGCAAUUUCUGCCAUACCACAGCUGCUUAGUAUGACCCACUUGGUUAGAGAGCUCAGGAGUUUAAUCCCACUUACCCAGGUUGUGGUUUGUGUUGCUGAGCCCAACAGGAAGGAUCAUCUACGUGCUGUUGAGAGUUGCUUUGUGCAGCUGCAGCAAGAAGGAAAGCUCAAUUAAAAGUGGGAUGUGACAACCUGUGCAGCACUGUUACUGAAUUAUCUAUGCACACUUCUGACAGAAUUAAGGAAGGUCAGUGUAAUUAAAGUAGCAAUGUACUAAAGGUUGGAGAGGUUCCCUACCAAGUUGCUAUCACUUCAUAAUUCUCUUGUGUUCCUGCAGCUAACACAUGUGGUCUGGAGCAGCACCAAAGGGUCCUAGUUCAGUUCUCUACAAACUUAACACAGAACACAUUUCAGAUGUGCCUUGCUUCCUACUGCUGAAGCAUUUACUGCUUCAGUGUUUCAGAUGUACCUUGCUUCACAGAGGAGAUAGACACAUGCAAGAAUGCUUUCAUAACUUGAGUGGUGUUUAUUACUGGCUUGCUAACUCCUUAAAUACCUGCUUCUAGCAAAGCUCAUUACUUGUUCAGCUUAACAAAACCCAAAUAUCUCUUAAUAUCCACAUAGCUCAGUACAAUACUUACCACUAGGCAAAAGCAGCAAGGUCUCAAGGUGCUUCCUCACCACAGGAGAGAAAGGGUGAGAGUGACAUGUUAUGGGGUGUAACAGCAGUGCACGUAACUGAACUCCACCAGGGUAAGGUGACCAAUUCACAUACACAGACUCCCCCAGAAGCACCAGGUGAGCUGCAGUUUGCUUUAUUCAGUGAUGUGUACUUUGCAUACAUUUCCAUUUUCCUUUGCAAACAGCACUGAAAGAUUCCCUCCACGGCUCCAGACGCCACUGAACUCACAUGGCAGCACAGAUCACGUCUGUGAAAGUGCUCUGUGGGAGUCAGAACAGUAACACCUUGGCCGUUUUUCUCUUCUACUGGAACUGCCCAAACAAAUGUUGGCAGCAUCCCCAAGCAGAAAGGUGCUUUAGGAGGACUGUUACAUUGAAGUGCUGCUUUCUACACGGGAGAAAAGGCUGUUCUGCAAGUGAGGUGAAGUUUGAGGCUAGGAAUUGAUCCCUGCAGAUUAUCUUCUUUUGUUACUAAAAUGACAACAGAUUAGAUGUCAAAAAGCUUUUGCAAGCACGGAGGUUCAAAACAGCUUUUGCUGAACCGAAGUCAGCAUUUAUAAUAAUAUGGUGGUAACAUGAACCAGAAACUCAGCUUCAGUUAUUACACUUGGCACAGUUUUACCUUUACCUGUGUCCUAGCAAGUCUGUCACACUAAC